Penicillium samsonianum is the source of this 192-nucleotide messenger RNA. RefSeq lists its product as uncharacterized. Bases 1 to 192 code for a protein of 63 amino acids. The transcript has a single exon. NCBI's taxonomy places the organism in Eukaryota, Fungi, Ascomycota, Eurotiomycetes, Eurotiales, Aspergillaceae. The record is from RefSeq and is a predicted model, not a curated record.
AUGAACACGGAAACUCCAAUAACCCUCCUCCCGAGAUGGGUUAGAGAAGAUAACCUCGCUCAGAAGCAGCAGACUGUUGUUGAAUCAAAGACCGAUGCCAAAUUGCCUAUCCCAACCCCAAAUGACGGGAACAAGGGAGACAACAAAGGGCCACCAGGAUACUGGGCAAAAGGAGGGGAAAGAGAUACGUAG